Messenger RNA from Musa acuminata AAA Group (dessert banana), 3178 nucleotides. RefSeq lists its product as uncharacterized. Gene Ontology annotation, biological process: mitochondrial DNA replication; response to UV; error-prone translesion synthesis. The record is from RefSeq and is a predicted model, not a curated record. Gene Ontology annotation, cellular component: mitochondrial matrix; nucleus. Gene Ontology annotation, molecular function: DNA-directed DNA polymerase activity; chromatin binding. The transcript has 14 exons. The coding region runs from base 1094 to 2932 and encodes 612 amino acids. Lineage: Eukaryota; Viridiplantae; Streptophyta; Magnoliopsida; Zingiberales; Musaceae.
ACACGAUGUGGUAAGUCAUGCUAGGUCCUCGAUCUCUUUUUUUUUUUUUGGUAAAGGAUAAAUGACCAAUGUGGAAUUGGAGCAUAGGUUUUUGUGAUAAACUAUUAAGAUCUUUAUCAUUUAAACUCAGCUGAUACCUUCAAAAUAUAUCAAAUAAAAUUUUAAAUCCUUAACUUUUAUUAUGUAUGGAGAUAUUAUUUGCUCUUCUUAUGUCAUUUGAUACAAUGGAUUGAAUGACUUUUUUCAUCUCAAUUUGAAUGGAUAAUUGAUGUUUGAUCCCUAGGAAAAUAUAAGGAGAAGAACAAUAUAAGGAGAGCUUAUCAAUAGUAAGGAUGUUGAUAACAUCCUCUAUCUAUAUAUAUAUAUAUAUAUAUUUUUUUUUUCACAAUACCAUAUUUCAUUCUUGUUGUCGAUAUCACUCUUUAUCAUCAUCGCUCUUUAUCAAUAUUGUCAUCGCUGCUCUUUAUCAAUAUUGUCAUCGCUGACCUUGUUUGUUAUGAGUGUUGCUAGUUGAUUGUUAUUGACAUUGUUCAUCAUUAUCGUAGAUAUCACUAAUCAUUAUCAUUUAAAGAGAAAAAAAAAGAAAAGGGAAAACAAGAACAAAGAGAGAGAUGAGUAAAAAGUAGAGGUAUUUAUGCCCAUUUGCAAAGAUAAUUUUAAAAAUAAUAAAAAAAUUUAUGAUGAAUUGUAAAUAGUAAAAAAUGUUACAAAUUGUAAUCUCCCAAUUAAAAUUUUUUAUAAAAGAAUGGAUGCUAUAUCCACAUGGUCAUUAUUGUGGAAAACGCACGUGUCACUCUCGAGGCACCCUUGAUCUUGAUGGACGGUGAUACUGAGCCAGAAAUCGACGGACCACAGCCCAGUUAUGGAAUUUAUAAUGGGCCGAUCCAUGGGCUUAUCAAUUUGAGUCGGUAUCUGCGGAUCCGAACUUGAGAUCGGUCGCGUCGGACCACUUCCUUUCCCGCGCUCGCUCCUUCAAUAAAAAGGAGCUGCAGACCCGUCGUUUGUUUGUACGCGUAUCGCCCUCGCCUACGGAAGAGGGAAGGGAAGAGAGAUCGGCAGGGAGAGUGCGGAGGAGGGGUCGCUAGCGCACUAGAUGGCCUGCGAUCCAAAGGAUGACGUCGAUCGGCUCUUCGCCUGCUUCAAGUGCGGGAUAUCUACUCCUGAAUCCGCGAUCAAGGAAAGACGUCUGCACCCGGAGACAUCCAAGAAAGCCGGCUUGGUGAGAGGGAAGGCGUCUACGGUUGUUGGAAUUGCUACGUCGAGCUUGUCUGAACAAUGUGGGCAGGAUUCAACAGGGAAAGAGAAGCUUGGUGCAUGUACAUCUGUAGCAAUUAAACUGAAAAGUGGAAAGCAGAUCUCUCCUAUUGUCUUUUAUGGUUCCCCACAUGGUGCUCCAAUUAAAAGACCAUCACGAUUGUUGCGAUUGUUGCAUGAAAUUCGUAUUGAUCUUAAGGAAGAUAAUGAUUUGAUAGUAAGGGAAGAAUUAUGGACUACUUUUCCAAGGCAAGAGGAAGCAAUCAGAUUCUUAAAAGCACAUGCACAAGCUAAACUUUUUAGUUAUCAAGAUCACUUGAGUGGUCAGAGAAGGUUCCUUGUCUCUACAUACAGUGAGUUCUGGAGAAGGUAUAGAUGUAUGGACCCAAAGUUACGCCAUCACUAUGAAGUCAUUAAAGAGGGUUUGCCUUGCCACUUAUAUUUUGAUCUGGAAUUUGAUAAGACAGUCAAUGCUGACAAAAAUGUAGAUGACAUGGUUGACAUCUUGAUGUCUGUGACUUUCGACAUCUUAUUUGACAAAUAUGCAAUUGAAGCAAAUGAUGGGUGGAUUAUAGAGCUUGAUUCAUCUACCACAAAAAAGUUUUCACGCCAUGUGAUUAUUCGCAUACCAAAGGUUGCAUUCAAGGACAACUCACAUGUUGGUGCAUUUGUUUCGGAGGUAUGUUCUCGCAUUACCAGUCAAAGAGGAAGUGAUCCACAACUUGACAAACUGUAUGCCAGGAAAGAUUCUAGCUCUUCUGAUUUUCAGCUUUUCCUUGAUAGUGCUGUCUAUUCUCGAAAUCGUUGUUUCCGUCUAGUUUUCUCUUCAAAGGCUGGGAAAAAUUCAUUUCUUUUGCCAACCAGACGUUUCAAAUGUAAGGAUAUGACUGAACAGGAAGUGUUCAUGGAAUCACUUAUUUGCAGAAUGGACAGUGAUUGCAAUAAACUUCUAAAAUGUCAAAUUGAUAUAGAUUGCAAGAAAACUUUGUACUUCGAUUUUGAGGUUCAACAACAAACUUCGGAUGCUCUGCAGCACACUGCACUGAAUGCUUAUAGGAGUGAUUUCCCAACCACUUACUCCUCUGGAAAAUCACCAUUUCCAGCUUUAGAUGCUUUUGUGGAAUUCAUAGCAUCUUCAGGAAAUGUUUUAGGUAAAAUACGAAGUUGGUAUUGGUUUUCAGCACAUGGCUUAAUUGUUUACAGUAUGUUGAGAAAUAGAUACUGUGAGCGGAUUGGUAGAGAACACAAAAGCAAUCAUGUUAUGUAUAUCGCUGAUCUCCAUAGAGCUAUUUAUUACCAGAAGUGUUAUGACCCUGAUUGUAAAGGUUACCGGUGUCCUUUGCGGCCAUUACCACAUGAUGUGAUCCCCAGUGAUAUUUUACUGUUCGAUUCUACUCAGAGAAUAAAUUAUAGGGAAGAUUUGGACACCAAUUUCGGUCUUGAACUUGAUGGAAGUCACAUGGAACAUUAUUCAUGUGAUGGUGAUGAGUUGGUUACUGAUAGCUGCAACAUGGAAAGCAGCUGGUGGCAGGAAGCCAUGACAUAUGCAGAUCGCAUUGAGAAUAUGAAAAAUGCACCCGAAUUUAAAAUAUUGCAGAACGAGGAAAAUGUUGUAGAUUGCAGUUGGUGGAUGGAUGUGGAAAAGCUGGCCUCACAGGUUGAAGGACAGCUUGGGUGAUCCAUGGCUAAUAGUUUGUUAUCAUGUCAUGUACUGUAGCUAAUGGGCUAAAAGUAUUAUGUGGGCACCUGAUUGAUUUCGCAUCCUAUCUUCCCAUUCUGUAUUUCUACGAGCAGUUACGACACGGAGAGUCACCACUAUAAGAUCAUGCUUAAACAAAAGGAAGUUGCAGUGCUUGUAUGUUAUGCUCUUGGGAUGAAUUACUUGAUUAUGCUGAGCACGAAGGAAUGCAUAUUGUUUAUGUUA